AGACACAAGACUUGUCAGUGAAGUCAGGGGGUGGGGGUCUGGAGUGGGGGAAAAAAAACAAGACAAUCAAUAAGACAAGGUACAAUCCUGGCCAUUUCUCAGUGUCGCUUUAUUUUUGGGAUCAUCUCACUGGUUUUAGCUAAAACUGCAGAAUUCCUUUGCAAUUUGAGACGCCCCCAUGAAAUCCACAGCACGGGACAGACCCGGGACAGCAGGGGUGCUGGAGCUUCAUGUCUUCCAUGUACCAGAAGAAUUAUGGAACGCCAAGUUAAACACUGUUUCUAUUCGUGCCAUUGGUAAAUUUAUUUCUGCUGGAUUUAUCAGGGUAUUUCCUGAUCUGAGUUUGCAAGCAUUAAGGCAAGAACUUGGAGAUUUUCUUGGAGAUGUUUCUGUUAAUGACAAAUUUGUCUAUUUAAAAUGUGUUGGAAGAGGUUUGGCAGUGGUGAAAGCAAAACAAGAAUUAGAGCUCAAAGUAAAGUCAUUUGCCCCUCCUUACGCUCCCCAGCCAGAACUCUACCUGCUGAUCGGUGUGGAUGAGGAUACUCGGAUUGAGUCUACCCACACAUUGACACCCGAUUCUACCCAUACACUCACACCUGAUCGUCAGCGCUUUGCUGGGGAAUAUUUUGGGCCACAUCAAAGGCUGGGAAAAGCAAACCCAGAAGAAAAUGAGACUUCAAGGAAAUGUAAACCUAAGAGUUUCUCACAAAAUGUACACAAUACCAGGAGUCCAGAUUUCAGUAGCAUCUACGUGCCACACGAAGGACUGAGAAGUACAAAUCCUGACGAAAACGAUGUCUCAAGGGAUUUUAAAAAUAAUAAUUUUUCACAGGAGGUGCACAACAGUAGCCGUGUGGAUUUAAACAACCCUUUCACCUGGGAGGAGAAAGAACCAUAUAAGAAUGAACCACGCAGUACACCAAUUAAAAAUAAAAUACAUGAGAAUAAAAUAGCAGAAAGCAGUGAACUACAAGAGGAUCACAGGCUGCCAGGAAAAAAAGAAACUGCACCAAUGGCAGAUGUAAAAUCGGUUGUAAAUUCAGUUUCAAAGGAAAACAGGAUUCAGAGUAACAGCACGUGGGAUUCUGGGGUACCAGAAUCGCUGGACGAUAGGGAUCUGGACUACUUAGAAAAUGAAAGAAAGAAAAGCCAGAGACUAAAUCUGGAACAAGAAACCAGUAAUGUUGGAAAAAUAGUCGGCCAGAUGCAAGGGGAUGACACAGAAGUACAAUAUGCACCAGUUAGAAAAAUAUAUUCCAUGCCUUCUCUACCGCAUCAACUAGUUCUCACUACACAAAGUCAGCAAAUCCAAUCAUUUCCAACAGAUGACCAGCUUAUUGCACAAAUAAAAGCAAUGAGGCAAGAGAGAAAACAUCUGGAAAAAUCAAGGGGAGAACUGGUGAAGAGAGCAAGAGGACUAUUAUCACAAAACCAAUUGAGAAGAAACCAAGCUCGUGACAGCUGGAAAAAGAAAUACUUUGAAUGUAAGAAGGCGACUGCUCCAUUAGAGGAAAUGUCCAACACCUUGCGUCACGAGUUGGAGACACAUUACCUGAAGCUCCUACGGCAGCUGGAGGCCAGGGAUGCAAGGAAACAACCCAGAAAUGUAACAAAUGCAAGCUCUUCCAAGAAUAAGUUCAUUAUUCAAAUUGCAACACUCAAGCAUGAAAUUGAUCAGCUUUAUAGAAAAGUGGAAAAUGCCAAAAUGAAGCUAAUGACUGAAAUAAAGUUGAGAAAUCAGGCAGCCACAGAACUCCGAGCACUCAGAGCAGAACUGGUACAGAAAAAGGCCCAGUCAUCCCAAACAAGACUGCAUGGUGGUUCAGUCCCUCAAAGCCUGAAUCGUUUAGCCAUUAAAUAAUACAUCUAUACACAUUCAAUGGAU
Messenger RNA from Callorhinchus milii (elephant shark), 1885 nucleotides. RefSeq names its product spermatogenesis associated 1 (gene spata1). NCBI's taxonomy places the organism in Eukaryota, Metazoa, Chordata, Chondrichthyes, Chimaeriformes, Callorhinchidae. The transcript has 12 exons. The record is from RefSeq and is a predicted model, not a curated record. The coding region runs from base 179 to 1861 and encodes 560 amino acids.